UGGGAAAGGUGCGCUUGUAGGGCGCAGGCUGGGCCAGUAGGGCGCCGCGCUGGACACAAACACGUGCCAUUCUACCCACUGUGUCCUAGCCUGGCGCUGGUUACUCCUAGUCUGUUGCUCGAAACAUUGUCCUCCUAGCUCGUUUCUACCUUCGCAAGCACACCUUUCCGGGUGGAUAUUGGUGGGCCAGAUGGUUCUCCAAGAACCAGUCUUGCCCUGGACCUGAAUGGUAAAUGAACAGUGAUAUUGGUACAGUGAUUUUUGUAAGUGCUUUUAAAACAGUGCCAUUAAAAUAAUGGUCUUGGAACAGUGCCAUUAAAAUAAUGGUCUUUGAACAGUGCCAUUAGAAUAUUGAUCUUGGAACAGAGAUAUCUGAACAGUUGUAACAGAACAGUGGUACCAGAACAAUGGUAUCAGAACAGUGUCACUUCCCUAGCAUGACUGUCACCGACACUGCUUCAUCAUGGUUGUAACAGUGACAUUCUCGUGUGAACAGUGACACUGCUCCAGCAGGGUUGUCGCAGUGACACUGUUGUGCUAAUAAGUCUUCACUGAAGAGUGCCAGUGCCUGGCGGGUGAGUGAUGCAGCCAGGCACUGGGAGGGCCCCACCUUGGGAGGGUCCCAUCCUCACCAUCCCUGUGUCAGCAUGAGUGCUGACACAUACCUGACGUCAACGCUACCUUCCUCCAAGGGUCUGGAACGUGUCUUGGAGGAACUGAUGGGUGAGUCUGCGUGGCUGAAGGUGCGAUCAGACCUGUACCCCGACCCCGGGAGCCCAUCAGGUGCAGGGUCCCUGCAGCAACAUGACCACCCUCACGACUGGGACCCUGCCACCCCCUGCUUCGUCUGCCAGGGAGCCAGCCACACCACCACCACCGCCACAACCACCCUGGAGGAAGGAUCAGUGGAGGCGGACACGCCUCUGACACAGCCAGAAAGUUCUCCAGCAAGACGGUCAGUGACACCAGCACCCCCACUGGAGGACCCCAGGCUUGACACACCCCACAACCUCCACCACACUGACGAGGAGGCAACAGAGACCACCCUGGACCUCUCCACCCCGCGCCCUCCGUCCACUCCCACCUCGUCAGCAGUCUCCGGGGGUUGUGUGGCCAGACCAUACAUGGGGGGUGUGGUGAGGGGUGUCGGUGCCCUGGGGGUCCUCGGGGGGGAGGUCGCCCCCCGCCUUCCCCUCGAUCUAUACACCGCGAAUUUCCCCCCGCAUCUCCUCCCUUGGAUCGUCUCCUCGCAUCUCCAUCAACUAGCCAGAGUACAUCAGGAGCAGCAGGAGCAACCAGACAUGACGCCAGAGGAUAAGGAGCAGCAGCCACUGGACCUGAGUGCCAAAUCUCAAGUGACAAGUGUGGUCAAGCCCGAGUUGGGAACCAUGGCUGACACCACCAAUACCAGCAGCAGUCCGCUCUUCCACUAUGACACAGUCAAGCCUCUCACAACCCUUGAUACCAAGAUCACAUCAACCAGAGGGCGGCGACGGGGUGACAUGAGCAAGCGGUCGUAUACGGAAGAGGAACUUCAAGCAGCACUGCGGGAUAUACAGAGUGGGAAGCUGGGAACAAGGAGAGCUGCUGUUAUUUAUGGUAUUCCUCGCUCCACCCUCAGGAACAAAGUUUAUAAACUAGCAAUGGAGCGGGAGCGAAACAAAAAACUGGCAGAACAGAGUAAUUCCACCAUACUGCCAGACACGAAGACAUUCUCAGAGUUCCACAACGGGAUCAGUGAGAGUGGAACCAGCCCGGACAAUGAGAUCAGUGCAUCACCAGAGUGCUUCAGGACACUCCUUAAAAACAAGAUGGCUGAGAAACUGGAGGAAAUGAGUCGGAAAGGCCUGGGUACUGGUGACAACAAGAAGGUGGUGGAGUCUGCACUCAAGUAUCUGAUGGAGAACAUUCCCAAACUUGCUCUCAAUAAAGACAACAAGGAGGUAUCCACUGAGAUUCUUAGUAGCAUUUCUUUCUAUCCCCAGUUAAGUGAUUUUAUAAAGAAGGUAGUUGAAGAACGGUACAACGAAGAACUACAAAGAAGCAAAUCCAGAUUAAAUGGAUCGGUUGAUAUUCAUGCUGUAAAUGGUUUAAAGGGUGAAAAUUGUGACCUUACUAUCCCGUCCUACUCUCCCUCGUGUAAUGGCCUCGUGAAGGGAGAAUCGGAACCAACAGCCACAGAUUCUAACCAUUCUAGUCAGCCACUGAUCUCCUCUUUACCCAGUCCAAACCUUAAAGAAAUGAUUGCUCAAAUGAUAGGGCAAAAAUUAGGAUGUGAUCUCCCACUUGGUAAAGAAACAGUAUCUGGGAAUGGUUCUGGCAGGAAGUUACAGCAGUCCUUGUUAUUCUCUUCGCAGGGGGACUCCAAUACCAAACUUAAUGGAGAGAAACGGGACCCAGCAAAGAAAGGCUCAUCCACUUCUUCACCUUCAGGGGGUAAAGGUUCGAGGCCAAAACGAGGGAAGUAUAGAAACUAUGACCGAGAUAAUCUUCUGAAAGCAGUCCAAGCUGUACAAAGUGGUGAAAUGAGUGUACACCGAGCUGGAAGCUUUUAUGGCGUACCACACUCGACCCUCGAAUAUAAAGUGAAAGAAAGACAUCUCACUCGUGGUAAGAAUAAGAAGGAACUGAACAUAUCUUCUGGCUGCUCCUCUCCACUGGAUAAAGUUAAGAAAGAAAAUACUAGAAAUUCAGCAGAGCCUGUAAGGAAUCCUGCAGACACUACAAAGACAGCAGACAUAAUUAGGAACCAAGCAGAUACCACCUCAGCUAUUGAUCUAACAGGAGAUGAAAGCUCUAAGAGUGAAGAAAACAUUACCAUUCGACCUGUCAUGAAGAAAGCGCGAGUUGAUGGGGAUACAACGGCGUAUCCAGGUUACCCGCCCCUGUCAUCCACCACUCUCUCCUCCACUUCAGUCACCCCAUCCCCUAUAUCAUCCACUCCUAUUUUAGCCAGUCCAUUCAGUCUUUGGAAUGGAGCCUCCAUGGUCCCACCUUUUCUCUCCACAUACCAGCAAGACCCUUUCUAUGCAUCCCAGAUGAUUCGGCGGUUCCAAGAGGCGGCGGUGAAGAGUCACGGUAGUGUCAGUUCCCUCUCACCACCCAGUCAUGAGCGUUCCAUCUCACCUGCACUUAACACUCAGACCAAGGAACCCUCAGUCACCCCCCCCUAUCAAGGGAGUGUUCUAGAUGCCCUUCUUAGGGGGAAAACAACUCUUACUAAUAAGACAACCACCAGUAGCAGCAACAGUAGCAGUAAUAGUCCCCUUCCAAGUAGUGACACCUCGUGGCAAGUUUCAUCCAGCCUUCUGAGUCUGACCAAAGGCUUGGUGGUGGAGCAGCAGAACCAGCAGAGGGUAGAAGAUGCUUCCACACCCCCACUGAUACAACCUCAGGGCUUCAUGGCCUUCAACACCCUCUACUCCUUCCCCGCUCUGGCAGCUCGUAGCACUUUAGCUGCAGCGCUUCAAAAACGUCCUUCCCCCAGGAAUUCCCACAGGGACAUUUCCAGCCCAGAAGUUGAUAUCCUUCCACUGCCAUUAGUGAAGGGUGCCGCCCACCACCCCACUCCUGUAGCUGCAGAUCAGCCGUGAGACAGUCUACCUAGCAGCACCUGUGCCACCUGCCCACGAUUGAGACAUAUAUGACAUAGUAAUUUAGGAUAAUAGUUCAAUUUCUAUUUUUUGUUACUAAUAUUGCUUUAAUCAGUUUGGUAACUAGAAAUGGGAAUAUAUGAUGAUAAUCAUUAUAAACUCGGCUGUGUCAGCUAAGUUCACCAUUUCUAUAUAUUUUUCUGAUACUUCAUAUAUGAUUCCUUUUAUUUUUCAUGUGUGCUGAUCUUGUCGUUGUUGGUUAUUUCAGUUGUGAAUAACCGACCUUAUCUUAUUCAUAAUGAAUACAAGUAAAUAUUCUAUUUCUUUAAAAUCGUGAGAAAGAGCCAUUGACGCUUUUAAUGUUACUCAUGGUAAUUCAUGCUUAAUUUUAUAUUUUCUAAUCUUUAAAAAAAAAGACAAUCUGCCCAUAUAUCAAUUAUUCCAUAAAUCGAAGAGAAAUUUAGUGGAAUUUUUAGAUGGAAACUCGAUGUGUUGGAAGAUUGCCACAAUGUAUCGAGUUGCCUGGGGUAUAUCCUGUCAGUGAGACCCAUACGGAGGUUUCUGAAGGUCAAGAAUGCUCAACAUUCUCACAAAAUGCUGAAUGAAUUUGCCUCUGGAAAAGAUGCACAUGUGUAAGCAAUAACAAGUCAGCCAUAUCAAGGCUCAUUCUAUGAAGAAUUUUUUUUUUUUUUUUGGCCUUUGGAAAAUUAAUACAAAAAUUUCCUCUUAAAAAUCUUAAAUGAAUUUUUAGUAGAGUAGAAUUUUCUUGAUCAAUCCUUAUUGCAUCAUUUAUCAAAUAUUAAUACAUAAAAAAUUUUCAUUACUUAUUUUAUCAUUUAUGGAUUAAAUUAGUAAAUGGAAGAUUAAGUACAGUAUAGUAUGUACAGUAUUAGAUCAUUUUAUGAAAUACUUUAUUCUGAACGACAUUAUCCAAAGUUUUCUCAAGCCAUUAAAAAUCACUUAAAGUUAACAUCAUAUAGUAUGCUAAAAUACCAAGUAAAUUACCUAGGAAAUAUGGUUGAAGUGCAUUACAUUCUCCUCUUUAGUUACUUGUCUGUAAAAUGUCGCAGAAAUUUUAAAUUACACAAAGGCUUUUCAUUCUGAGUUGAUUAGCUAUAAGGAAGUUAUCAGUAUAUAUAAAUUUUAAUAUUACCAAUGAGCUGGUAAUGGCUGGUUUCCUGGUCUUCCAGAAUGUAGUUAGAGCUUGUCUGGUGACUGUCAUCACUUGCUGAAACAAUGGCAAAUUAGUAAAAAAUAAUAGAAUACAAAUAUAAAUUCUUAUUUUAUGCAGUACAAAAUAAUGUAGUUUACAUGAAAUAAAACAUUGGUAGUUAUAAAAGGAAGUCACUAGUAUGCAAAUCAUUCCAGGUGAACUAAUCCUAAUGCUUGAAGACUUACUGUUAAGUAGGAUUUCUUAUGAUGUUAACUACAUCAUAUGUACACAGAUAUCCUAUUCAUGAGAGAGAGAGAAGCUUGAGAUGACAUUUUCGGUCCUACUUGGAUCAUUUACAAAGUCACACUGUGACUUUGUAAGUGAUCCAAGUUUGAUCGAAAUGUCAUCAUGAGUUUCUCUCUCUCCUAUGUGAGGGUUUUUUUGUGUAUUGUUCCAGUCACAGUACGGUGCCUUUUUGUUCUUUACAAUCAUAUGUGCAAUAAGACAGGCAGCUAAUGAACAAAUUGUACAAUUUCAAAAGUGUGACUUUUAUUGAACUAACUCAAUGAUCUUAUGUUUUGUGGAGUAACUGAAUAGAGAUAGUGAAGAUACAGCAAGUUAGUUAAUUACAGUAGAAAUAUGAAGGGGUAAGAUGUUAAUCAGUUUUCUAUGGGAGUUUAAGGAAGACUGGAAGAAGAAGAAAAGGGACAGAGUUGGAUGGGCUGGUUUUGUUUGACACACUGUAUGGCUGUUUUGGUUACAUUAGUGAGAUCAAAGAUUAUUUCCACAUGAUACAAUCUUUAUACAGAAAUGAGGGAGAGGGUGUUUUAUUAACAAUAGCCCUGAAUCGAGCGGCAGAUAGGUUACCUUUCGAUUGUAUCACGUACAUUCCAGUCAGAUGUUUUGAUUGUAUCAUGUACAUUCCAGUCAAGUGGUGGAUAGGGGACCUUUUGAUUGUAUAACGUACACUCCAGUCAAGUGGUUUCAACACUAUACAUAAAUUUAUUGUCAUUAUACGGUACUGUACUUAAUCUAGAUGACGUGAUUAUUGCUGAACACACACUGCUCUUUUGAGGUUUUCUGUGGAGAUGAAUUAAUGAGAGAGUAAAAUGAGCAUUGUGGGAACAACAUAGUGCAACCUCUAGUGUGGGGGUAAUGGGUGUUAAGCCAGUAGCUACUGGAUGUGAUAAAGGGUCAGUAUUUGGCGAUAUUGAGAUUUAUUAGUAACUUAAGCCCAUAUCAAACAAUAGGAAAAAAAUAUAUGAAAUUUUAUGACAUGGUUCGAGGCCAGUUUAGGCUCUAGUUGCUUGCAGACAACCUCGAUGAUAUUGCUCCUACUGUGAGGGCAGACAAUAUUACUGCUUCUACUGUGAGUGCAGACGAUAUUGCUGCUUCUACUGUUAGAGCAGACGAUAUUGCUUCUUAUACUGUAAGGGCAGAUGAUAUUGCUGCUUCUGCUGUGAGGGCAGAUGAUAUUGCUGCUCCUGCUGUGAGAGCAGACGAUAUUGCUCCUUCUACUGUAAUGUCAGCAUGAAGGUCAACUCGAUAGGUCAUGACACUUAAGAGUCCCUUUUCUGAACUGCUACAGGAAGAUAACCUGUAGUGACGAUGAACCACUCAGCAACCAAUCAGAUCAUCUGUUUUGGUUCAUAAUGUGCCAUGGUGAUCCGGCUCAUUUUAAAAAAAGACGCUUUGGAAUCCGGGUUCUCAUAUUCUGAUAUGCUUCAAAUAGCCUCCAAACCCGUCCAUGUAGAAGUAUUUAAUAGCAUAAGAGGUAUUUCUAUUUUGUCAUUAUAGUUUCCCAAUGGUGAUGAUAUACAGUAUAUAUAAUACUGGGGUUUUUUAAGGGCUGAAAAAAUUAUUCAGACCUGUUCCAUUGCUCUAACCUUCGUCUUAAUGUAGUAAGCUAGAAUAUAUUACCAACUCGUUGUUUCUCUACAGGGAAGAACAUAUUUGAAUAGACAAUAAAAAACAGCAUAUGAGGUACAAUGUAACCAUAUUAAGUACAAUUAUGUAUAAAUGUUGCUAUUUUUCCAGUAACAUCUCUCAAAAAACAAAUCAGACGCAUGAAAAUCGUUCAUAGUGAAUGUCAUUAUGAAUAUCCUACUGUUUUUUUACUGUCACCAUUGUAAGUUUAUCCCUGUGAGGUGUACAGUAUUAGGUCACCACCAAUGUCCAGCCAAAUAAAUUAUAACAGAGCUUUCUAAUACAGUUGAGAUGAUUCAUUUAUGGCUGUGAAUUGUUCUGGCAGUCACUGAUGAAUUGUCUUGGUAGUGAUGGUGGUGUUGGCCUGCCUUGUUAGAGCAUAUGUUUAGACACUGUCCUUUGUACGCUGCUCAUGGCAGUGGUGCACAAGACAUACAUUGCAGAACAAGUUUUUGUUUGUCUGUAUACCAACAAAUACUGUUCAUUAGAGAGAAAAUCUGCAGUUUGUGGUAUUUUGUUGAGACGUUUUAUUCACCAGGGACUUUAUCAGUUGAUAGUCUCUGGUGUAUGAAACGUUUUCUCAGUAAAAUGCCAUAACCAACAAAGUGGACAAAACAUCUUUUAACAACAAAAUGCCAUAAACCACCUUGUGUGUCUUAUUAGCAGAUGAAGUUUGUGUUUAGUGGAACUGGUGUGGUGGUACUGUCCAGGUUGUAAAUAAAAGAGAGGUUUGCACUGAUCAAGACAUUUAUUAAGGAAACUUUUCCUUAAUGUCUUGAUCAGCUCGCACGUGUCUUUUACCUACAAGUUUUUGUUGGGAGAAUGUUUUGCUCUAUGUAGAGCCUUAUCAUAUCUUGACAAAACUCUACAGAAAGCAAAAUAUUAUUCUGAUAAGAGCUUCUUCCGAAACGUGUGUCUUGUGUUCCACUGUUGUCAGGAGUACGGUACUGGGAUCCAGCUCACGGCAAUGCUCAUGAACCAGUGAUAUAUCCUGACCUACUUGUACCUACAAUCCAAUAUUCAGUAAUAUUUUGAUUAUCCUUAAUAGUAUAUGGAGACUCCAAUCUCAGUGUGAUACAUGGCACCUCUAUGUAAUGUAAGCAGCUGUUGUCACUGUGGUUAAUGGAGGCGGAUCCAAAUUUUGGCUUCAAACCAUGGUACAGGUGGGGUUUGAAGCCAUGGCUUCAACUCUGUCUCAGUGUUAUUUCCACCCAUUACUGAUCAUUUCCUUUUGUCCCCAUUGCCUUGGUAUCCAAAGAAGGUGUGCUGGUGUGUGUGUGUCUGGCAGAACACCACGACAUAAACAAAUAUGUUAAUACGUAUUUAAAAAAUGUUGAGUAUAUAAUUUAGGAUAUUGAUUCUAGAGUUUAUUAUUAUUAUUAUCAUCAGACUCUGCUUGUACAUAUCUGAGACUAAUCUAACUUACUAUUACAAUUAAAUUUCAUUUCACAUUGAAAAAUGCAUGUAAGUCACUUGUAUUCUUCUCUUUUUCUUUCAAUACAUCGGCGUAUCCCACUGAGGUAGGGUGGCCCAAAAGGAAAAACGAAAGUUUCUCCUUUACAUUUAGUAAUAUAUACAGGAGAAGGGGUUACUAGCCCCUUACUCCUGGCAUUUUAGUCGCCUCUUACAACACGCAUGGCUUAUGGAGGAAGAAUUCUGAUCCACUUCCCCAUGGAGAUAACAGGAAAUAAACAAGAACAAGAACUAGUAAGAAAAUAGAAGAAAACCCAGAGGGGUGUGUGUGUAUAUAUAUAUAUAUAUAUAUAUAUAUUAUAGGUAGUAGGUUGGUAGACAGCAACCGCCCAGGGAGGUACUACCGUCCUGCCAAGUGAGUGUAAAACGAAAGCCUGUAAUUGUUUUACAUGAUGGUAGGAUUGCUGGUGUCCCUUUUUCUGUCUCAUGAACAUGCAAGAUUUCAGGUACGUCUUGCUACUUCUACUUACACUUAGGUCACACUACACAUACAUGUACAAGCACAUAUAUACACACCCCUCUGGGUUUUCUUCUAUUUUCUUUCUAGUUCUUAUUCUUGUUUAUUUCCUCUUAUCUCCAUGGGGAAGUGGAACAGAAUUCUUCCUCCGUAAGCCAUGCGUGUUGUAAGAGGCAACUAAAAUGCCGGGAGCAAGGGGCUAGUAACCUCUUCUCCUGUAUAUAUUACUAAAUGUAAAAGGAGAAACUUUCGUUUUUCCUUUUGGGCCACCCCGCCUCGGUGGGAUACGGCCGGUGUGUUGAAAGAAAGAAAGAUAUAUAUAUAUGCUUGUACAUGUAUUUUUAGUGUGACCUAAGUGUAAGAAGAAGUAGCAAGACAUACCUGAAAUCUUGCAUGUUUAUGAGACAGAAAAAAGACACCAGCAAUCCUACCGUUAUGUAAAACAAUUGCAGGUUUCUGUUUUACGCUCACUUGGCAGGAUGGUAGUACCUCCCUGGGUGGUUGCUGUCUACCAACCUACUACCUAGGACUUGUAUUCUUAUCUGUUAAAUAUGUGUUUUUAUUAAUUAUAAAGUCUGAUGAUAUUUUUCACUCCAUUUUUUUCACUCAUUUCUUCUACAGUUGGUUUACUAUUUGUCAUUGUUCAUUUUUUAAAAUCGCCUGUCAUGGCUUCUCCUGGAAGACUCGUCUAAAAAAAAAGUUACUUUUUGUAUAAAUAAUUAACCCUUUGAGGGUUUCGGCCGUACUAGUACGGCUUACGACCCAGGGUUUUUGACGUACUAGUACGCCUAAAUUCUAGCGCCCUCAAAUCUAGUGGGAGAAAGCUGGUAGGCCUACAUAUGAAAGAAGGGGUCUAUGUGGUCAGUGUGCACAGUAUAAAAAAAAAUCCUGCAGCACACAGUGCAUAAUGAGAAAAAAAAACUUUGACCGUUUUUUUUUAAUAAAACAGCGACUUUGCACUGUAUUUUCGUAUGGUAUUUAUUGUUGUAUUCUAGUUUUCUUGGUCUCAUUUUAUAGAAUGGAAGACAUAUUACAGAAAUAGAGAUGAUUUUGACUGGUUUUACAAUGAAAAGUACCUUGAAAUUGAGCUCAAAGUAGCAGAAAUGUUCAAUUUUUACCAAAGUUCAAAAGUAAACAAAUCAUGCCAAGCGUCCAAUACACGUCAACUGGUGAGUCUAAUAUUCUUUCGCAAGUACGCCAAUAUUAUUUAUACCAGUUUUUACACUACUGCAGUAGUCUGCAUAACAGUAAAUCUUCUAUUUUUUGUGAGAAUAAAAAUUCAAAGUGGAAAGCAAAAGAAUGUAGGAGGGGCCUUGAGACGUGACUAAUGAACAGAGAAAAUGUCAUUUUAGUGCCAAGAAUGUCUUUCUUGUUUAUUCUGGACCCUAUUCGGAAAUUGGCAUUUUUUGAAAUUUGUGUGAAAUUGGCAAAAUUGCUAAAUUCUGACCACUGUACUGGAUAGUUGAAAUUGAUAAAUGGGUGGUUUCUUGCACUCAUUCGAUAGAAAAAAUGGAGUUCUAGCGAAAUAUUCAUGUUUUUUGUCAACUAGUACAGUGGAAUUGGCCGAAAAUGGGGCUCAAAGUGGGCAAGAUUGCCGAUGCAUAAACAUCGCCGAGACCGCUAACUUCGCGAGAGCAUAAUUCCGUAAGUUUUCCAUCAAAUUUCAAACUUUUGGUGUCAUUAUGAUCGGGAAAAGAUUCUCUAUCUUUUCAUAAGAGAAAAUUAUUUUUUUUUUUUAAAUUUGGCCGACCCUGAGAACGAGUCUCGGAGAGGGCCUGUCGACCCUCAAAGGGUUAAAGUGGGACAAUGAGUGUAAGUUGUGGAUGCAAAGUUCUUCUUCAACUAGUGUGAAAGAUACUGCCCUUCAGUGUGCAAUACAUAUAAUAUUUACAGUAGGUCUCUCUCAAUAUUUACAGUAGAUCUCUCGUAAUAUUUUCAGUAGAUCUCUCGUAAUAUUUACAGUAGAUCUCUUAAUAUUUACAGUAGAUCUCUUAAUAUUUACAGUAGAUCUCUCUUAAUAUUGCCUACACAGGAUAGGCUCGAUCCAAUCGUUCAAAACUAGGCCUAAAUUUUCACAUAGACCAGGGCAACAAUGCAGUGUGAUCAGACACUCUUCUUCUUCUUUCAAUGUACCAAGUUUCUCCUUUCAAAUUUAGUAAUAUAUACAGGAGAAGGGGUUACUAGCCUCUUGCUCUCGGCAUUUCAGUCACCUUUUACAACACGCAUGGCUUACGGAGGAAGAAUUCUGUUCCACUUCCCCAUGGAGAUAAGAGGAAAUAAACAAGAACAAGAACUAGAAAGAAAAUAGCAGAAAACCCAGAGGGGUGUGUAUAUAUAUGCUUGUACAUCUAUGUGUAGUGUGACCUAAGUGUAAGUAGAAGUAGCAAGACGUACCUGAAAUCUUGCAUGUUUAUGAGACAGACAAAAGACACCAGCAAUCCUACCAUCAUGUAAAACAAUUACAGGCUUUCGUUUUACACUCACUUGACAGGACGGUAGUACCUCCCUGGGCGGUUGCUGUCUACCAACCUACUACCUAGGUGUGAUUAGACACAUUUUUAUUAAAAAAAGAAUCUUUAAUCCAUGUUACACUUUAUUAUACAGUGUAUCCACAUAAUAUCUGCCUAUUGUGUGUCUAACCUCAGUAUGAAUUAGUUGAUUCUUGAAACAAUGGUGCAGCAUGGAAGGUAUUAUUGAUAGUAUUGUAAAAAAAAUUAUUGGUACAGGCCAAAAUUUUUUUUGUAGACUCUUUUUAUGACUAGUUAACAAUUCUGUAAUGAAAAUUUGCUUGUGUAAAAUCUCUCUAGCAUUUCUUGUAAAUUCAGUCAGAUAAGGUUAGGUUAGGUAAGGUUAGGCAAGGUAUGGUUUAUCAGGAAGCAGGGUAAGUGUUUCCUGAUGUGGGUUUUAGAUGACCCACAGCUGGAGCUUUUGGUCAUCUGACUGAGGCCUUCCACUGGCUUACCCCUCCACCCCUUUAAGAAAAAGUGUAUUUCGAGCUUUCAUUUGCAUUUACAAAAAUGUGCGUUAAAUAGAGUCGAUCGUUUUGGUAAAUAGCCUUCGUUAUUAUAAUCUCUUAAUGAAUAAAUGAGAAUUAGGAAUAAUUAUUUGAAUAAUUUUGUGGAUCCUUUAAAGAAAGUGAGGGGAAAGGAGGUAUCUGGAGGCUGGUGAAGAGCUUUUGAUCCAAGGAAUUGGAGAUGCCAUCCCUCUGGAUCAAAUCUGAUACGUAUUAGUAACUCGCAUUUUCCAGUUCUUAUGAUUAUUUUUAUUAUUAUUUUAACUCGCUAGCUGUCUCCCACCAAGGCAGGGUAGCCUGAAAAAGAAGAAAUGAAAGUUUUUCAUUUUACAUUUAGUAAUGUAAACAGGAGAAGGGGUUACUAGUCCCUUGCUCUCGGCAUCUUAGUUGCCUCUUACGACACCCAUGGCUUAUGGAAGAAAAAUUCUUUUCCACUUCCCCAUGGAGAAUUGUUUGUUAUUGUUAUUGUGUAUCAGCAGAUAUGUACGAGCAGGUGUAUAAUUUACUUAGGGUAAAUGAGAUAGGAGCAUUCUGUUUAGAACUGUUCAUAAUACUACUAGAGAUCUGAACACUUUGUUAAAUGUUGAGGGGUUUGAACUGUGUUUGCAACACUAAUGUUGAGAAUAAUGAUGUAUUACUCUAAUAAUGUUCAGAAUGAUGAAUUUACUUAAUCAGUGUUUGCAACACUGAGGUUCUAACUUAUCUUCGGAACACUGGCAUUAAUAACAUGAUGUUAGGAACAUUGAUGUUCAGAACAAUGAUAUUCAGAACAUUGAUGUUAAGAACAUUGAUGUUCAGAACAUAGCUACUUGUCCUCAUGUUUGAGACUCUUACGUUGAUAAUAUUCAGAUCAAUGAGGUUCUAAUUGUGACAUGUAGGAACACUGGGGUUCUAAACCUUUUUUUCAGUGAGUCAAACACCAGUAAGAGAACAGAGGCAUUUGUGGAUACCAAAUAAACUGCCCAAAGGAUCCGCCUUCAUAUAUAGGUUCUUCUUGCCAUGUUGAGAUGCCAUACUUCUGUGACAAUCUGACAAGGAAUUCAACAGGGUACAAUGAACUACUCCAUAAGUGCAAUUAUUGUUCCAUACUUGUGGGAUUGGAACUCUGGAACUCUCUAGAGAUUGGACGAUGGAGGAUACGUUGGUGAUGGACUGUUGGUGGUACUUAACUGGUGAUUGUCUUAUCCAGGCUCUAUACUUCGAUUACCAAGAGUGUGUUUACUCUGUUGUAUCCCAAUUUACCUGAACGUAAUUUAAUGUCAAUAAUAUAUGUAUUUUGUAUAUAAUGUGUGACAAAGCUACUUAAGGUUCUCUUGACUAGCUUCAAUUCGGGUACAAACAUUUUCAGGAUUUUGUUAUUGCCCGAAAACAAGAAAUUGCGGAAGUGAGAUGAGACAGUAAGGAUCUGUAAAGUGUGUUGUGUAGCUUACUUACUGACAACUGUCAUCAUCCAAUCAAAACAUUUGUGGCUAUCUGUACAUCCAGACAGAGCACAGGUUAUGUGCCCACCUCUGUAUUGUUCAAUGAAAUCGACCAAAUGCAUCACUUCCGGAGUACCGUAUUUGAUGAAUGAGAAUUGUAGGUAUUGUUAAGCCUCCUCCCGUCCCCGUGUGUAUAGUUAUACGGCUACUGUAGUGUUUUCAUGUUGCUUAACAUAUACGAAAAUAAUUGGCUGGAAUUAUGUAGUAUCGUUUUAUUUUUAUGAAUUUUUUCAUGAUCAUUUACUGGUCUUUGAUUGGCUGGGUCGAGUGAUACAUCUCCGCUAGCCAAUGAGCGGCCACCUGCGGACUGCUCAAUGUGUAUACGUCUGUCUUUGAAAUGAAUCUUCAUAAUUUUAGUCAUUAAUUGGGUACCUCUUAUGGAGGUUAUAAAGAUACUUAAACCAGUGUUAUGUGUGUGUUUGUAUAUAUUGAUGUAGGUGUGCAGUGGCUUUGUCUCUGUUACUGUAGAAAAAACCAUUUGACAUAUGAAAAUGUUCAUGUUACCAGCAUCCACACUCUCAAAGUUUUCUUUUUUAUAACCCCCCUCCCCCACACCCUCACGUUCCUUAACUACUGUACUGUGCUAUUUAUGUACAGGAUUUGCCAUUCAAAAUGUUUUAGAAAUUAUCACUUAUUUUCAUUAUGUAAGUUUUAAUUACCAACAUUUGUAAAAAAAAAAAAAGGUUUGUCAGGGUUUUGUAUUAAAUCUUUCAUUGUCGUAAUGCAGUGAAUGUGAUCUCGUAAUGUGUUAAUUGUAGGUGAGUGAGUGUUGCGAGAACGAGGGGACAGCACUUGUUCCCAUCACAUCUGGCCAAAUUAUUACGUCACAUUGCCAAAUAUGAAUCUUCCAGCUUGUCUUUCUAUACUACAAGGUAUAUAGAGUAUCAUUAAGCAUGUAUGUAUGUUUUCUGUGAAGCGAUGGAGCCUUGAGCAGGUGGUUUGGCAGUACUGAGAGUAAAAGUCCAUCACUUAACCAGUUUAAUAUCUUUAUUAUGCACACCAUUCCCAUGGUGUGGGUGGAAGUCACACCAUACCCAUGUUGUGGGUGGUAGUCACACCAUACCCAUGUUGUGGGUGGUAGUCAUGCCAUACCCAUGGUGUGGGUGGUAGCCACACCAUACCCAUGGUGUGGGUGGUAGCCACACCAUACCCAUGGUGUGGGUGGUAGUCAUGCCAUACCCAUGAUGUGGGUGGUAGUCACACCAUACCCAUGGUGUGGGUGGUAGUCAUGCCAUACCCAUGAUGUGGGUGGUAGUAACACUAUACCCAUGGUGUGGGUGGUAGUCAAAAGAUUACAGAGGUACAUAAUGGGUCCAGAGACUGGGCUGCAAAGGUCUAAUAACUAAAGUUAACAGUGGUAAUGAACUGUUUACAUAGUACAUUACCAUUGUAACUUGUUCAGUUAUCAGAACUUUGUAGUCUAACCAGUGAACCACAGAUGGUAGAAGAAUUCUCAACCCUGAUGGCGCAGUGGUAAAGCAAUGAGCUGGUAGUAUUAAGACAGCCACACCAUGAAAUGAAGGCUCAAUCACUCCACUGAAUUGUUACAUUCGUUUAUUACGAAUUUACGAAUUUUCAGCAUACGUAGGUAAGUAAGCAGUACAGUAUAAAAACUAGAUCUCAGUAUUAAUUUACUUAAUAUGGAUGGAUAUAGGGAAAAAAAUGCUCGCUGUUUUGCCAGCUAGCUGGAUCUUCGUCCACAAAGUAUCUUGUGGUGAUGUGUAAAAAUACCCAGUACUUCCUGCUAUAUAUUUCAGUUUAGUAAUGAGUUAGACACAUGCACAACACUUGAGUAUCUUUAUUGUUGAAAUGUUUCGCCACACAGUGGCUUCAUCAGUCCUAUACAAAGAAGAUUGGUGAAGAUCAGAAGGAUUUUGAGAUAAUUAGUCCAUGGAAUCUAUGCAAUUAGUUCAUCAAGAUUGAUAAGAAUGCAGCAUAUGCAUAAAGAAGGGGAUUAUAUAAGCCCCUUCUUCGCACAUACGCUGUAUUCUUAUCAAGAUUGAUGGACUGAUUACAUCGACUCCAGGCUGAGGGACUGAUUACCUCAAGCUCCUUCCAAGCAUCACUAUUCUUCUUUGUAGUAGACUGAUGAAGCCACUGGCAAAACUUUUCCAUAAAGAUACCCAAGUGUUGCACAUGUGGCUUAUCAACUUGUCUGUUCUCUGAACCAUUUAUCUGUUUUCAACUUACUAAUGUUCCAUUCGUUAUUUAUUUCACACUGAACUACCAAACAAAUUGCAAAUAGAGAUAGGUGGUAAAAAUAAUUAAAUUCUGAAUCAAUGAUAUCUUAAAAAUAAAAUUCUAAUAUAGUAUUUGGAAGUAUGAAUAUGUCUCAUGCAGUAAGGUAUGAUUUCUCAGCAUUUGCAGAGAUCCAGCCCCACUUGUUUGGAAGACCUGACUCCAACCUUGUGUAAUUCAAAGCCUGUGUUAUUCUGUAUCAUUCAACACUGUAUAAAACAGUGCCAUCAGUGCUACAAGGUAUAUUCCAAUUUUACAAGCAGAGAGUGAGCCACAUGGGUUUAACACUAUCAUGAAUGCAAGCCAGCUCAGGAUCUUUCACAUGUCUGUGCAUCAUCAGGUGCUAUGCAAACGUUGCAAGAGUAGCAACAAAUGGAAUGAGAGGAAGUUUUCUCGGAGUAAGGUAGCGUGGUGACACCAGCCAGUUCCUCUCAGAGUAUGAUAGCAUGGUGAUGCUGACCACAUUAACUCUGAGAAAACUUCCUCUCAUUCCACUUGUUGCUACUCUUGCAGCAUUUGUAUAGCCCCUGAUGAUGUAUGGAGAUGUGUGAAAGAUCUUGAGCUCUUCCAGAUCAACUGCUGUCUUCCAGGUCAGCUGCUGUCUUUCAGGUCAGCUGCUGUCUUUCAGGUCAGCUGCUGUCUUCCAGGUCAGCUGCUGUCUUCCAGGUCAGCUGCUGUCUUCCAGGUCAGCUGCUGUCUUUCAGGUCAGCUGCUGUCUUCCAGGUCAGCUGUUGGCCUCCAGGUCAGCAUAUUUAUUAUGUCUUCCAACUCAUUUCCCUUUUUUUCUCUUCUAUCUCAUCUCAGUUUCUUGUGGUUCAGUUAUUUAAUAACACUGGCAUUUUUAUCUAAUUGUGGUAGCAUAACGAAACUGAAAUAUGUAACAGUAUGGGUGUGUAGAGAGGAGCGCCAGUGGGAUCAUCAUCAUCAAAAUAUAUUGUCAUCUUUAAGUGUUCACUUUGUACAUUUUUUCUAAAUUAUAGAUGGUCACCGCUGGAUCUGUGUAUGGAAAUAUAGAUUCAGGGAGAAUUAGAAAAAAUAAAAAGGUCACAAUACCGUGGCUGGAAUAAUUCACCAAAGAUCCACACUGAGGAGGGGAACCUCGUGACGACGUUAUGGUCAUCUUGGACCACUGUUGUGGUCGUCCUAGAUCACAGUGUACAUUUAGUUUAGUACAGGUACACACAAAUACAGUUACACAAAUUAUCAUACAGAGUAAAAUAUACAAAAAAAAAAAAACAUGGGAGAGUUGAACGAUAGCUCUAGUGCUCUUGUGUUGCAAUCAACACAUAAUCAGGAGCUUGCAGUGUUGCAGAAAUGAGUAGGAAUUCCAGGUAGCUAGAGUCGUUCCUUUGAACGAACCUACCUGGACUUCCUACUCAUUGCUACAACACUGCAAGCUCCUGAUGUUGUUGUAAUUGCAACACGAGACCCUAGAGCUGCCUUUCAACUCCCCCCCCCCUCUUGGUUGUUUCGCUUGGUCGCGAUUAUCACAUACCAACAUACGUAUAAAUUACCCAGGAUAAUCCCCCCAAAAAGGUCAAAGUGACUACCACAGACUGAAAAGUCGCUUCAAGGUUCCUUUCCGAUGUGCGAAUUUUUCGCGAAUAAAUUCAGGUGUCGUGUUUAGAAAAUGUGAUUUUUUUCUUACCACUAAAUCUUGUCAGUGCAUUCUUAGUGAACUUUGUUGUAAUAUUGGCUCACAUUGUAACACCUCUGAUAAAUAUCUCUACUGAUGCCUCUAUAAACUAUAUUUUCGUAUUACUCGCAAUAGAAAAUCUUUGAUAUCUGAAUGAGUAUUUUCACCUGGACCUGAGUACCUGCUGUUGAACUUUAGACAAUUAUAUUUAUCUAAAACUACCUGGUCAGCCAUAUAUCUAGUAUUAAAUAUGUACAAGAAUAUCAUUGGGACAGUAGACUUGUAGAUAAAGAAAGUAUAAUAAUUAUAUUGUAUCACUGUGCCAAAUUACUAGUUUGUAAUAUACCGUAUUUCCCGGCAUAUAAGGCGCGCUUCCCUCCCUCCCCUCCGUCUUGGAAAAUCAGCCUGCGCCUUAUAUGCUCAAGGUCAGGGUCAAGGGUAGGCUUUGUGUUACGCUUUAGCGUAAGAUAAGAGGGUAAUUAGCCCUUGAAUAUGAUUACUAAUUUACCAUUAUGAUACUUAUGUCGUGUGCCUUAUAUGCUGGAAAAUACGAUAAUCUGCCAUAGCAUAUCAUUGUUUAGGUUAUAGAUUCACAUCAGAUUAUUUUUCCUAUUUAUUUAUGAAGCCAAGAUCGUUUUCCUAUGUGUGUGCAUUUUGAGGGCUCCAGAGUACCAUCUGUUUCCUCUCUUACUUCUUUAUUUUGUAUUGUUUAUUCAUUUAAAGUAAGUAUUUUUUAUUAUUUAAAAUACUGUGGGAUGAAGGACAAGAAUGUGUGUUUAUAAAUGAAGGUUUGAGUACUGGGGAGUGUGAGUGUUGUGAAGGUACAGGUUUGUUGAAUGAGAAACUUGUGCAGCACUUGGGUAUCUUUAUUGAGGAAACUUUAAGCCAGCCAGUGGCUUUUUCAGUCCAAUACAAAGAAAAACGGUCGAAGAUGAGAAAUUUGAGGUAAUCAGUCCCUCAGCCUGGAGUCGAUAUGUUUCAGUCCAUCAGUCUUGAGAAAAGUACUUUUUCCAGAAGUUACACAAGUGUCUCAUUCUUCAGCUUGUAGGAUUUCUAAAGCAUUUAUCACAUAAACAUUUGUUACAAAGACUUCGCCAACCUUAUGACUAAUGAAAAAAUUAAAAGGAUGAGUGCAGAUGUACAGUACACAAAAGUACAGUACAGUUAGGGGGCAAAAUGAACACAAAUGGAGUAUAAUGCGAUCCUUUAUUGACUACGUUUCGCCCACAUAGUGGGUUUAUCAGAUCACAAACAGUACUUGGGUAAACAGGUAGGUUCACCAGGACAUCCUGGCCCGGGUCUUCUCCAUUUGGUGACGCGACCAUCCUGGGUAAAGAGUACAUGAGUAUAUAUAGUGUGGAGAGUCAGGUAGAGAAUGUGGUUUCUGAGGGGAAGUCCAAAGGGGCUAAGGCUAAGCUUAGGGAAGUUGAAGAUCAGGAUAUAUGCUGCAACACCAAGUAAGUUAGUCCUUUAUACGUGCAUGCAGGCGAGUUUCUUGCAACAUCAAUCAUUUGUGAAAAUCUGUCCUAUAAGCCACUUGUGAGGCUGAGGUACCCACCUCAGAGCUCGGUGUCAACAGAGUUUGCCAGGGUAGGCGACUCACUUGGAGGCAGUCCACACAAAUUUUCACACCCAGGAUGGUCGCGUCACCAAAUGGAGAAGACCCGGGCCAGGACGCAGUUCCUGAGGAAUCAAUCCAUCAGUUACCCAGGGUGUCUCAACCUAUGGGGAGUUACCGCCGGGUCACCACAUGAAGAAGACCCGGGUUAGGUUAUUUUAGUGAACCUACCUGUACCUUUUCACCCUGUUUGUGACUUGAUAAAGCCCACUGUGUGGGCAUUUGUGUUUAUUUUUCCAUCUUUUCGGUAUUUUAUACCUUUUAUCUCCACAGUUAGAGGCAGCUCCAGAAUUUCUGUAAGGAGGGACUCAGAGGUGGCAGUCUUGCUGGAAGGGAGGAGGUCUAGGGAACUUAACUUGAAUCUUGAGUUAUUGCUCUCUUAUUUAACUGGGUGUCUUCUCCUUGGUUCCGACAGAGAAGUACAAUACACUGAAGUACACAGUACAGUAAUAUUUCAGAGACAAAAAUUUUCCAUUUUAAUAAGCCCAAGUUUGUAUAGAUAAGAAGAGCUAGAUAGAAAUAAAUAUUACCUUUGUUCCCUCAGCAUGUGUAUUUUUUUUUUAAGAAUGGGGAAUAGGAUAAACGAUUAGAGUGAAGUUUUUAAGAACUGUAUAUACAUUACUAAAUGUUGCUGUGAUAGGGAAUGGUAGAAUGGUUGGACGUAGAGAUGGUAGAAUAAAUAGAGGUAGAGAUGCUGUAAUGGUUUGAUAUAGAGAUGCUGGAAUGGUUUGAUGUAGAGAUGCUGGAAUGGUUUGAUGUAGAGAUAUUGGAAUGGUUUGAUGUAGAGAUAUUGGAAUGGUUUGAUGUAGAGAUAUUGGAAUGGUUUGAUGUAGAGAUAUUGGAAUGGUUUGAUGUAGAGAUAUUGGAAUGGUUUGAUGUAGAAAUAGUAGAAUUUCUUAUGUAGCAAGUAUGAGGUUACGCCUUAAUGUGGGUAUAAGAGAGAAUACACGCACUGGAGUGUCACAGAGCAAGACUGUCGACAAAUUGAGCCAUUAAUAACUACUCUGUUAGCAGUCACAUUUAACUAUUGAUGACACAGUUGCCUUGGAGUUAGAUUAUUAUUAUUAUUAUAAUCAAGGGGGAAGCGCUAAACCCGGAGGAUUAUACAGCGCCUGGGGGGGGGGAUGUGGAAGGCAUUCAGGCUUAAUUCGGGGAACUGGAGCACAGAUCCAAUUCCCUAAGUCAAGAGCCCCUCACCAACAUCAAGGAACCUUCCUUGAGGGGCUUGGAGUUAGUUAUGAACACGCAGCAGUAGUUAGCUGAAUUUGGUGGCCCCUGUUGGCACUACAGUGAUUGCCAGUAGUGUUCUCAAUGACUUUUCUGAGUGUCAUUUUGAUUAAUGACUGUGCCUGAGGCGAAAUACACAUAACCAGUAGGCUGGUUGAGUUGAUUUUUUUUAUCCGGUCUUACAAGGGAUAAAUUUAUUAAUAUAGAAGCAUACAAUAAGAGAUAGUAAGAGUCGAGUCUGGUGAAGGGGUGUGUCUUUGUGGGCAUUUAUGUGAUAAUAAUAAUCUUUAUUUCUACAAGUACAUGAUACAACUUAUAGAGAGUAUAGUUGACAUCAGCGACAUGUUACUACAUAGAAAGCCUGGUUAUGCAGAGCAUUUCGGGCAAAUUAGGUCAAUUUUGUCCCCAGGAUGUGACCCACACCAGUCAACUAACACCCGGGUACCCAUUUUACUGAUAGGUAAACAGGGACAGCAGGUGCCUUAAAGAAACACGGCCCGGUAUUUCUUGUGAAUAUUGAAACAUAAAACUUUUAACAUUCUGCACCUCCCAGCGUACACCAUAGAGAUAUAUAACAUGCAAAAUACUCAGAUUCAAAAUUCAUUCCAACAUGAUACAUUGUUUAUAUAGAAAUGAGUGACUGUUGAUAAUGCGUGUAGAAAGUCCAUGGUUAUGCAGAACGUUUUGGGCAAGCUGAAGCCUGACUCAGGGAAAUGAUACUGCAGACAAUAAUAUACGUUUGUAAGUGGGAAUCAUGCACAACACCACACAGUUGGACAGUUAGACAAAUGAGUCAUGUGGAUGUUGGGAAGUAUUUAUUCAGCCUCAGGGUAGUUUGGAAGUGAAAUGACGAGGUUGUAGUAGUAGUGGAGGGAGGUUUCAUGCGUAGUUUUUAAGAGUAUGUAUGACAGGGCCCCAGAGGAUAGGAGUGAGUCUGGCAAGUGGUAGGUUAUGGGGUGGAGCCAAGACUCGACCCCUGCAACAACAUACUGGUAAAUACGUGCGCCCAUCCACCCUAGGCCAAGUGUAUAUCGACAGGUGCUUUUGACCCACGGUGUACCCGGGUAUAAUGGAGGAAUAUUUCUUAAGCGGUAUAACCCUCUAGGGUUCCUUACCAUUGCGUAGUCGAUAGGAUUUAAACUCAGUAACGCAGCACACCUCCGCCAAACAUGACUUGAGACCAAAUUCUCAUUUUUUUUUUUUUGUGAGAAUGGACGUAAGUGAGAACUCAAGACCCGGUGCUGGUGGCCACAGAUGUAGAAAAUAGGUACUUAAUGAGAGACGGCUCAAAAGGCCUUCAUCAGUACAACGUUUCGCCUACACGAGAUGUUACUUGAUAAAGCCCCGUGUUGGUCAAACGUCGUAGCGAUGAAGUCUUAUUUCUGCUCUACUUGUCAUUACUUUAGCUAGAGAAAAUAUGUGAACGGACACAAGUGGAACUAAUGCGACAUUGUGGCAAUGUUGCGCUCUUCAGGAGCUUUGUCAAGCCGUAACGGCUUGUCAAAACUGUUACGGCAUGUCAAAACUCCUGGAAAGCGAAACGUUGCCGCAAUAAAAUGUCCCAUUAGUUGACUUGUGUCCUUUUACCUAACAUAUUGUCUGAAAUUCAACCAACGUAUUACAUUUUCUUACAUCCGAAGUAAUGACAAGUAGAGCAAAAAUAAUAUUUUUAUCACUACGACGAUUCACCAACAGGCAGUAAAAACAUGUGGUCCUCAGAUCAAGUCAUUGAACAUGUGUUAAUGUGAUUUGUGAUAUGCUCUAGUCUUGUAGAAUAAUAUAACAGUGUUGUUGUUUUGUGAUAGGUGAGCAUUUGGCGAGCACCUUCAAGUGUAAUACUGUUGAACGAUGGAUGAGUCUGCCAUCCUUCCUACAGUAGUGGGUGUUGUUCCACAACCAUUCAUUACUGUACCAUCCUUGGUACAGUGGUGGGUGUUCCACCACCAUUCCUUACUGUACCAUCCUUGGUACAGUAAUGUUUGUUAUUCCAACACCAUUCAUUACUGUAUUAAAAUGGUACAGUAGUGAGCAUUCAACCAACAUUCAUUAAUGUACCAUCAAUGGGACAGUAGUGAACAUUCAACCAUUCAUUACUGUACCACCAGUGGUACAGUAGUGAGCAUUCAACCAUUCAUUACUGUACCAUCAAUGGUACAGUAAUGAGUAUUCAACUAACAUGCAUUGCUGUACCAUCAGUGGUGCAGUAAUGAACAUUCAAUUAACAUGCAUUACUGUACCAUCAGUGGUGCAGUAAUGAGCAUUCAACUAACAUGCAUUACUGUACCAUCAGUGGUACAGUAGAGAGCAUUCCACCAACAUUCAUUACUGUACCACCAACGGUACAGUAGUGGUACAGUAAGUGAAUGUUGCUGCUGCUACCUUGUGCCCAGGGUCAGGCUGACAACUUCAUUGUUUUGAAGAUUAAGUGUAUUCAAAGGGAAAAAUAGUAUAGAGUGUAUAUACCGAUAUUUGAAUGGUUUUUGUCUCGGUCUGGUAGAAAUGGCGCAAAUUGCCAAACAUGGAAAUACGCAAACGUUAUUUAAAGGUCUUAAAUAAAAUUCUGAUUGUUCCCCUUCUCUUUCUCUCUCUCAUUCCUCCAUUAUCGAGUCUUGAUAUUUUAAUAAGUAUCGAAACUUAAUUGUUUUUUUUUAGAUUAAUUUCUGAGUAGGUUUACAUUCCUGCAAAAGCAGUUUCGAUUUUUUUUGGCACUCCGGAUAAUUGUGUGUUACGAUACGAGUGAAUCAGGUGAUACAAAAUUUUGAACUAGAAAGUUUCGGUGAUGCUUGAAGGUAACUUGGGUGUGUGUGUGUGGAUAUGAAUGAUAACUUCCCAGAAUGAUUGACGCGGUGAAUGUUCUCUCUCUCCUUGUGCAACACUUGCAUCAAGAUACCCAAGUGUUGCACAGGUCAUCGAUUUGUCGGUUUUCUGAUCCAUUUAUCUACUGUUCUCUCUUCUCCAUUUCAAAUCUGACACUUUUCAAGUUUAAUCUUUGUUUCUCUAUUACCACUUAAUUUGGUUUGAUCUUGGUUAGAUUUUUUUAACCUGUCUUAUGUAAAUUGUCAGAUUUUCCCUCUUUAGAGAAAUAUUGGAAGUUCCAUUAUUUUUUUUUUAUCCCUUUUAAGUUGAACUCUAAAAAAAUAAUCUUCCUGUUUGUUGAUGGUUUUUGGAGGCCCGUUUAUUUUUUACCUUUUUUAUAUACUUCAUAUGCUAUAAACUUAGAAUUCCCUUAAAGAUUAUACAAAAAGGUGGUAUAGCCCAAUGCUUACUGUGGUACAGUACCACUGUACUUACCUAACAUUCCAUGUUCCAAAAAAAGGCUUAACGUGAACAUUCCUCUCAAACAAAGUGUAUACAUAAUUUGUAAUUUAUUUAUUUUGAAAGUUAGAUGUACAGAAACUAGUUUGAGAUUAGUUGCAAUAAUGUAUAACUAGGAAGGAGUGCGGUUCCUUAUAACUACUGCCUGACCGAGGUCAUAACUGUGACUUUGGGUGAACGCUCCAAUACACGGUUAUGUCCACAAUAUGCCUUGUAAACGAGUUUGUAAUUGUUGUUGAUGUGUGGAUUCCAUCAUGUUAUACUGUCCCUUAUGGGAUCACUAUGUACUCAACGUAUUAAAUGCCUUACAUAAAUGUUACUUAAUGUGAUUGAUACAACAUAUUGAUGUUGUUAAUCUAGAUGUUGACUAUUAUUGAUGUUUCCCCAUUAACUGUGAAACGACAGUAGCCUUUCUGAUGGAAAAUUGGUCGACUUGCCCAAGUAUGGAUUUCAGUGUAACUUUUUUUUUUUAAAUCGCGGUACGUACUUUUAUCUCUGGGAAAAAAAGGACACACUAAGGCUCGUGUCCUUGACGGGUGACUCAGUGUCACACUGCAGUCCGUGUCCUUGACAGGUAGCUCAGUGUCGGCUUUAGUUUCCACUCGAGCAUACAAGACAUCUGCUUCAGGGAUACUAAAAUAAUAAAAAAAAGAAAUGUUUCUCGUGCGCGAGAUGGUAUGAAAGCUUUUGAAAUCUUAGAAAUUUCCAAGUGUGCGAAAAUUGAUACUUUCGCCCCUUCCUGACCGCACUACUGAAAUCAGGCAAGAAGAAAAAACAUCGGCUGAUUUCAACAGUUAAUGGCUUGUAUUCACUGACACGCCUUGUGUUGCUGCCACUUUGGAUUCCGCAGAAAUUCAUGAAAGCUAGUAUAUUUCUUUUUAAGACGCGAGGCUUGUUUUAGAAAAAAAAUUGUGGUUUUUAAUCUAUUAGUUUUUUAUGUAUUGUCGUAUAUAGGUGUCCUAUAUUUUAUUUAUGGUUAUAUUAGUUUUUUUUUUCUAUUUUAAACCAAACGGCAGUAACCCCCACCCCUACCCCCAUUGUGUGGAAUGUUGUAAAUGGCGGGGGUACAGGCGAGGCACAACCUCCGUCCUUCACAAGGGCCAUGAAGGGUGACAUACCCUUUUUCCCUCGCACCUCGCUAGGGCCUCCUCAACCCUGUGCACCCCCCCUUCCCCACCCCGCAGCACACUCCUGUGCACACGCCCCCAGACUCCUGUGCACAUCUCUGUCCAUUUACAUACCUCGUGUAUGCAUGAUCUCCAGUAUGUGCGCACUUCAUGUUUUGGAGACGAUCCCCGUGCUGCCAGCGCCGGGACGUACAUGUCCACAGCGUAUUAACGUACAUCUUGUGUCUACACGCCAUCCGUGUGCAUGUUGGAAUAUUCCUGCCGUACACACACACAUACACCUCUCAGUGUAAGCACAGACCCCAAGGUGUGUGCACGGUGUGUACCUGAUUGCUUUCUUGCAUUACUGUGUGACAGGAGGCUCAGGGUGUACACAAUGUCCAAGUUUCCGCACACGCUUUGUGUACGCGGUACAACACUUGUGUGUACCCACAAGCUGUGUGCACACAACCCACUCAAAGCUAUUUACGUAAAAGCCAAAAUUGUGCACUCAACUGUGUGUGCGUCGCCCUUCAGUUUGUACGAGCAAGCUGUGUAUGUAUAAUCCUCUAUGUGCACACAAGACUUAUAUGUACAACUUUUAUUAUAUGCACACAGCCGUGUUAACAUACAAUCCCAGGAUGUGCACACAGGUCAUGUGCACAGGUGUAUGUACAACCUGAGUAUGUGCUCUCAAGCCAGGUAUACGUACAACCCUAGAAUGAGUGCACAAGCCAUGUAUACAUACCCCAGUAUGUCUACACAAGCCAUGUGUACAUACAACCCCAGUUUGUGCAUGAGUGUGUUGGAAGGAACUGAGCUUAUUUUGGACAUACCAUAUGACAGGGUAUGAUGUAUAUUUCUAUUGUGAAUUUGGAAAUAAAUAUUUAUUAUGUAUUA
This is a messenger RNA of Cherax quadricarinatus, 25136 nucleotides long. RefSeq names its product Ecdysone-induced protein 93F (gene Eip93F). NCBI's taxonomy places the organism in Eukaryota, Metazoa, Arthropoda, Malacostraca, Decapoda, Parastacidae. Gene Ontology annotation, cellular component: nucleus. Gene Ontology annotation, biological process: regulation of transcription by RNA polymerase II. The record is from RefSeq and is a predicted model, not a curated record. Gene Ontology annotation, molecular function: DNA binding.